Molecule: messenger RNA, 893 nt
Organism: Drosophila bipectinata
Lineage: Eukaryota; Metazoa; Arthropoda; Insecta; Diptera; Drosophilidae
Source: RefSeq, a predicted model, not a curated record
CGAGUUGCAAUCUUGAGACAAAGGGAGCUCAAGAGCCACACAGUUCACUCUUUCUAUUCCCCAACCUGCUGGUGUAAAACAAUCUGUUCAGGAUGCGCGCUUUUCUGAUGCUUUGUUUGGUCGCUGUGGCUAGAGGACAGUACGACUAUACCCCCACGUCGCAUGCCGGGGAUGGACACGGAGGCCUGGUCGGAGGAAUCAGCAGUGGGCUAUCUGGAGGAGUCAGCAGUGGGCUCGCUGGAGGAGUGAGCAGUGGAGCAGCCCAGCUUUCCGAGCCCAUACUUUUGCCUAAUGAGUUCACCAAGGAGUUCUUCACAUACAGUGCUCCAGAGCAGGAGUUCGACAACCCACAGGCCAACGAGCAGAUCGCCAACUCUUUGAAGAAGAACCUGCGAGUCCUCUUCAUCAAGGGGCCUGAGAACACUGGCUUGGAGCAGGCUGCUCUUCAGCUGGCCACCUCUGCGUCGGAUGAUCGUACCGCCAUCUACGUCCUCAACAAGCAGGCGGACAUCGGCGAGCUUACCAACAGGCUCAACCAGAUUAAGCACCAGACCAGUCACAAGCCCGAGGUGCACUUCGUCAAGUACCGCACCCAGAGCGACGCCGAGAACGCCCAGCGUACCAUCCAGGCUCAAUACGACACGCUGCCAGGACCCUCUAGCAAUCAUAAUGCAGGAUCCUCGGCACCUGUUCUGGAUUUCGCUUCCAAGGGUGUUUCCGGCGGAGUAACUGGCUCUGCACCUGCCCUGGGCUCAGGCGAACUCAAUGCACCUUUGACUAGCGCGUAUCUACCACCAGGAAGGUAUUAGUUUAAGCAGAGAAGUUAGCAAUUUAAGAUAAAUGUAAAUAGACGACCAUUUUCUCAUCAUUAAAAAUGUAUUCACACAAAAGGA